Budorcas taxicolor (takin) is the source of this 5071-nucleotide messenger RNA. RefSeq names its product muscular LMNA interacting protein (gene MLIP). Gene Ontology annotation, cellular component: sarcolemma; PML body; nuclear envelope. The transcript has 17 exons. The record is from RefSeq and is a predicted model, not a curated record. Gene Ontology annotation, biological process: negative regulation of transcription by RNA polymerase II. Bases 71 to 3229 code for a protein of 1052 amino acids. NCBI's taxonomy places the organism in Eukaryota, Metazoa, Chordata, Mammalia, Artiodactyla, Bovidae. Gene Ontology annotation, molecular function: transcription corepressor activity; lamin binding.
GUCACAUCAUUUUCUAGACAGAAUCGGAAUCUUGCCUUUUCUCUUUCUCUCUCUCUCAUUCUCUUUCAACAUGGACUUUGAAAAGCAUGGGGAAGGAAGCUUAUUAAAUGAGAAUUUAGAGGAGAAACUGACGGCAGGGAGGAAAGAAAGAGAUGGAGAUAGAACAAGAGAGAGAGAGACUUCAUUGACCACUGCAUCUUCAAAGUGGAGUAGAAGAUGGUGCUCAGGCCUCAAAUUGGUUCUGACUUUUCAUCAAAGCCUUUCACUGGGGAGUCUGGUAUUUGGACAGUUAUUAAUAAAAUGUUGCUUUGAUUUGUGUUGGCACAUGAGGCUCCCUUGGAGUGCCCUGAAGGUCUCUUCUGGUGAUUCUGAAGCCAAACCUCUGAUCUUCACAUUUGUCCCCACUGUCAGAAGACUGCCAACCCACUCCCAGUUGGGUGACACGUCUAAAUACAUUGUUAAAAUUCCUGAGGAACCAAGUGAUGAGACUCCAGAAACUGUAAAUAGGUUUGAUUCCAGUGAGUACUUGACCUUGAAUGUUGGGCGCCAACAGGAGAGAGAACGAGGAGCCCUGACUUGUCCUUCAGAGGUUGAGGACAAGGCUUCCCAAGGAAAGGAAUUUAAAGAGAAGAAACCUCAAGGAAUGCAGCAAAGUGACCUCUUCAAAGCGGAAUAUGUCUUUAUCGUGGACUCUGAGGGGGAGGAGGAAGCCCCGGGCAGAAAAGGUGACCAGGGACCCCCGGUGGGGACAGGGCCCCCGGCUGCUCGGCCCUCGUCUCUCGCCAUCUCCUCCAGUCUGGCCUCCGAUGCGGUGCGCCCCAAAACGCGAGGGGCGGACCUCCAGGCCCCGUCGCAUCCUAAACGGCCUCAGGCAAUGGCUCCUCCACAAAGACACGGGCAGUUAACUUCUCCCACUACCUCUGAGCAGCUUGCCUGUAAACCACCUGCUUUCUCCUUUGUUUCUCCAACUAAUCAGAAAACACCACCUGCCCCAGGCGAGCUCGCCGGCGCCUCUGUCCUGGAGGAGUUCCACUCGAGGAGGCUGGAUGCCCACGGGGCCCUGGUGGAAGAAACAACCACGUACUUUCAAACUUCCGCUCACUCUGCACCCUUUUUUGCACCGAAGGGCACGUCCUCGACGUCACAGGUCCCCCAGCCCGCUCAGUUAUCAGGUUCUCCUUCAUCCAGUUCAAGCACAGCACAGCAAAACCCGGGGCAGACUUCUGAAGUCCUCAAGAAGACGGUCAACUCGAACGUCCUUAGUCCCAAAGAGAGUCCGAGAGCCUCGUCUUCACCAGCCUCCGGUGCUUCUCUGAAGCCGAGUGCAGCCUCCUACAUCCCCGUCCGCAUCGUCACGCACUCGCUCUCGCCGAGUCCCAGAGCUUUCCCCUCCCCUUUCCACGGCUCCUCUUCCACGGUCUGUAGCCAAGCGUCCUCCAGCGCGAGCCUCUCGAGGUCAGGGGUGAAACCCCCGGUGCCCUCCAGGCUUUCCGUCCUCACCGCCAUCCUGAAGUCCAGUCCUUCUCACCAAAGGCCCCUCUCCCCGGCCUCCUGUCCCACCUUCUCUCUCAACUCCCUGGCUUCCUCCACGCUCACGCUUGAUCAAAAAGUCAAACAAACCCCACCCACACCUAAGAAAUCCCUCUCCAGUUGCUCCCUGCGAUCAGGGUCUCCAGAACAAAGGGAAAACCCAGUUUCCGACCUCAGCCAGCCAUCCUUCCCCUUUCCUUCUCCCGCCAAAGCUACACCCCCUCCCCAGGCAUCGGCCCUUUCUCCCCCCAAACAGGGCAGUAGCAGCUUCGCUUCUGUGAUUGUAGAGAAAAUGCCACCUCCAACUCUGAAGUGCAGCCCGGUGACUUCCCAGCUGCAAACCAGUACCUCCAGCUCUGUGGGUCUGCCUCCCGUCCCUCCAAGCUUUUCUCCCCUGUCUUCCAAAGGCAGACAGGAUGCUGACCCCAGAGGCCCGGGAAAGCCCAGGGAUAUCUGCUCGCAUGCUUCUACAUCACCUUCCUCCACAUCGUCUUCUGUGUCUCCUCCCACUAACCCGAGGGCCAGGCUCUCCUCACCAGAGAGACGCUACCAUCCGUCCCCAGCUCUUUCAAACCUGAUAAACCGAUCUAAGAGCGCACAAGCGCCAGUCUCUGGCCAAGGGCAGACUCCCUCUACUCCACCCCCAGCCCCUGUCUCCAGCUCCAGCUCUGCCUCUCUUCCCCAUCUGGGGUCCUCUGCUCUCCCCCUGGCUAAUCCUCCCACAAAAGCACACAGGCUCAGUCCCUCUGCGCUGCACCCAAAUCUUACCCUGCCUUCAAGACUUGGAAAAUCCGAAAGCUCUAUAUCUGACCACAGGUCAUCUGUCUCAGCUCCGUCACCUCCCUUCUCUCUCACAAGAACCAAGGAGCUGAGUUCACCCUGUGCAUUGCCCAUGUCAGCAGGCCCUGAGAAUAAGAAACCCAAGCAAUACAAGACCAAGUCCAGCUACAAGGCUUUUGCAGCAAUCCCAACAAACACAUUGCUUUUGGAACAGAAGGCACUAGACGAACCAGCCAAGACGGACAGCAUUUCCAAGGACAAGACCUUAGACCCAGCUCUGGAGUUGUGUUCCCCUGCACAGCUCAGGCAGCAAACUGAAGAGCUCUGUGCUACCAUUGAUAAGGUCUUACAGGAUUCCUUGUCUAUGCAUUCUUCUGAUUCUCCUUCAAGUUCCCUGCAGACUUUGUUGGGUUCUGACACAAUGAAAAUGCCUACAACUCUUCCAAGAGCAGCUGGUCGAGAAACCAAAUAUGCAAACCUCUCCUCACCAUCUUCUACGGUAUCAGAGAGUCAGCUGACAAAGCCUGGAGUAAUUCGCCCCGUACCGGUAAAAUCCAAAAUAUUACUGAAAAAAGAGGAGGAAGUCUAUGAACCCAAUCCUUUCAGUAAAUACCUGGAGGAUGACAGUGACUUCUUUUCUGAGCAGGAUGUGCCUGUCCCUCCCAAGCCUGUUUCUCUCCAUCCUUUAUAUCAGACUAGACUCCAUCCUACUGCUAAGUCCCUACUGCGACCACAGACCCGCCCGCAUGCUGACUGUCUUACCCCCGGACCUUUCAGUCACUUGUCUUCCUUCUCCCUGAGUGAUGAACAGGAGAAUUCCCACACCUUGUUUAGUCACAACGCAUAUAAUAAGCUGAGUCAUCCAAUGAUGGCUAUUCCGGAACAUGAAACCCUUGAUUCCGAAGAGGUAAAGUGGUAAAGGUGAGGGAAAAAAGUGCUUUUUAAAGGACUUGUCUUUGUGAAGCAAUGAAGAUGGAGCAGAAGUGAACACUCAGGCUGGGCUGAAGUUUUUGGAACGCUGGUGCUAAUCACUUUGCUAGAUUUAACUUUUAUCACUCUUUUUUUUCAGUCUUAGUGUUUUCCUUAUGAGCUGCAGUGAAACUAAAAAAGUUCCCUGCAGGCAUAUAACAUGGCAGUAGUCACUAACACCCCGCUUAGAAGAGAUUUACCUACAGUUUCUCCCACCACUGUUAGAGCCUUGAAUGCCUUCUAUUAAGCUGACAGCAAUACUAACAUGCCCCUCUGUUUAGCAGGCAAAUAAAAAAGAAACAUGGGGAAAUAUAAGGAUGGGCCUGAUGAUUUUUCAACUCCAGUUUUAUUUUAUGCAUAUGUUACUAUCUGAAUCAGAUUAAAUUUUCCUACUGCUUAAUUAUUUUUACAUAUUAAAAAAAAAAAGUGACUUUUGGAAAAGGAGUCCCUGCCUGCUUUCAGGGCUUCAUUGGGAAACUCUUGAAGAUGUGAAAGCUGGUAUUGACACAAAACACGCACUAUUUUCCUGCCCUGUUUGGCUUCUGCGCUUCCUGGGAUGUGCAGACAGUCAAGUGUAGGUCCUGUUGUUGACCUGUUUCCUACAUUACUGUUUCUCUGACUGUCACCACGGGAUUCCUGCAAAGGCUGCUUCAGAGUUAGUUUGUACCCAUCAUCUUGGGAGCAGCCGAGACCGGAAAGCAAACCACCCUGUUGCAGACAGUCCCAGGAGCCCCCCACUCUAGCAUACCCAGUGUCCGCCGUAUUGGCCACGUUCCCUUUCUUUCCUAGCUGCCACCCCCAGCUUCCAGUUCUCACCUUCUCGAAGUGGUUGCCUUUGUCUUGUCUGCCCAGUUCGGGCAAUACACCAAUGAAGAAUCCACCAUGGUUCUGGACAUCGAGCCCCUGGUAGCAGAGGACUCAGUAGACACUAUGUACCCUCGUGCCCAACUCACGUUCUCCUUGGAGCCACUGCGCCCUCAGACCAUUGGUCCAUCACCCUCAUCAUCCUGCCCAGGGCAAAGCAAGGAGAGUUGCCACAGAACAGUUGGCCUCUUCAUCCUCCACGCACCAUUUUGGAUAGCUCCAUUGUUGUAUUGCAGCAAUAAAGAUUGAGCAGACAUGAAGAAAAACAUCCUGUAUUUCCAGGUGCCAACUGUAUUUCCAGCUGGUGCCUGGAAAUACAAAGUCCUCAUUAUCUCCUUCAUUAGUGGAUGAGGAGAAGUGGAGCCCUAGUAAUGCUUUCUGCUCAUUUCUUCUCCCCCAGACACUACUUCUCUACCUGCUAGACUGUGUGAGGCAUCAUUUUAGAUUAUUGAUCAUCAUCCCUAGUAUUCACUGCAUUCUGAUCAUGUGUCCGGCACCACAAAUUUGAUUUAACCUUCACAAUGAGCCUAUGGGGCAGGUAAUAGUAUUAUUCAUAUUUUAUGUUUGUGAGAAGAGGCUCCAAAAGGUUAAACCAAGCUAGUAAAUGCUAACGACAGAACUAACACCAGAUAAUCAGGUUCUAAGAUAGCCAUUUAUUCAAUUGUUUGUCCAUUCAUCUUUGACUUUGAGAACAAAAGGUUGAGUCGAUCACACUCCCUAGUUCAUUGCUCUUAUAAGUUUGGGCAAGACCCCUCUCCUGUGUACUUGUUGUUUGGACGAUUGAUUGAUUAACUUUUCUAAGGAUUUCUAUCUUCUCUUUUCCUGCUAUAGGCACACAUCCUUGUGUUUGAUCUAUAUUCUUUACCUAUAUAUGUUUUGAAGAUGUGCAUUUUUUGCUGCAUAUAUAUUUAAUAAAUGUAAAUGAUAU